GUUUCGACCUCCGCGGAACUCGGUCGUUCGGUGGGAGUUAUAGAAAAUUUACGACGAUUUAUUUUCGUUUGUCGGCCGGGUGCUUUUUGCAGGCAAAUAGCCUGAAAACAAGUUUUAAAAAAUUAGAAAAACAGACUGGCCAAAACGGUUGUGUUGCUACGGAACCUAAGUGUCUGAUACUCCGAGAGUUGGAUUUUGUUUUUUCACCAGUUUCAUGAUUUAGGUAUGCUUCAUCAGGUUGACUACUGUUGAUUACCAGUUACCAAACGAAAGUAAAUAAAACCUCAUCCAAGGGAAAAUUCCUGUUUUGAACGUUCAAUUAUCCAGAUCGUAGAUGAUCUGGGUCACCGAUUGUCCUCACAUUGUAAAGACGAAACGGCCCGAGGUAGAGCGAAAAUCGCCCUGUAAACACGUGCAUGUCGGGUCGAAAUAUCUCUCGGCAUGGGGGAAAGAAUGAGACGGGAAAGAGGGACACUUAUCUGCGUGAACAUUCCGACAUGUUGACACACAGCGAGACAAUAACUCGCGCCCCAUGUUCUGUUCCAUUCAUACCUCAUUCGUUUACCAGGAUGAGACAGGAGCGAUGAAUGAGAACGAAACAGUGCUAGCUGGAUUUUGUGAAAUUACUGGCGCAACAUCCGAAGAAGCGACAUUUUUUUUAGAAUCCGCAGCUUGGGUACUGGAAGACGCUCUGAUCACCUACUACCAGAGCUGGACACCGUCAGAGCCGACCGCCCCCGCACAGCCCACGCCCGAAACCCUCACGCCGCCGCCAAUGGGCGACUCUGACAACGAAGCGCCUUCUGCCCCGAGAGGCAAGCCGAAAUUUGGCACUCUUUCUAGUCUCAGGAAGGACUCCAGUUCCGACGAGGAAGAGGGUCAAAGGUUCUACGCGGGCGGAUCCGUUCACAGCGGUCAGGAGGUGGUCGGCCCGGGUAAGCACAGCACAGACGUUAUCAGCGACAUGUUCAAGUCAGUGCGGGACCUCGGUGGGGUCGAAGCGGCCAGUACUUCCCGCGAGGGUAAAGCCAGGCCCAUGUUCAAAGGCACAGGGUACCGGCUGGGCCAGACCCCGGACGACACGGAAGUCAUCUCCUCCGGGCAUCGCGAGCGCCGGAGGCGUGAAGUCACUCUAAGACUCUGGAGAAACGGCUUCAGCGUCAACGAAGGACCCCUCAGGUCCUACACGUCCCCGCAGGACAAAGAGUUUCUCGACAAGAUCAGAACCGGCCAGGUCCCUCAGGAACUGGUCGAGGAUUCGACGGAAGAGUCCGUCCAUCUAAAUAUGGAAGACCACCGGCACGAAGAGUUCAACCGGCCCAAAGCGACCGCCCGGGCAUUCACAGGCCAAGGGUUCAUUCUGGGCAGUCUGACCCCGAACGUGACCACGCUGCCUAAUCCGCAGCCACCGCAGACGAGCCCGGUGGAACCGCCUUCCACUGAGACCGCUCCGCCUUCGGUCGACGUCGACCCUUCCCAACCUACGACUGUCGUUCAAGUAAGGCUCAACGACGGUUCUCGUCUCCGGGCCGAACUCAAUCACACUCAUACGAUCGGGGAUCUGAGGAACUAUCUAAUCAGUUCGAGACCAGAGUAUCGUCAGUCUCCCUUCAUGUUACUGACAACCUAUCCGAGCAAAGAGCUCACCGACAAUAACCUGACCCUCGCAGAAGCAGGCAUACUCAACGCGUCUAUUCUCAUGCGUAUGAAGUAACUACACCAUCGAUUUUUUUUGUACCAUAUGCCUACUUUUGUAUUUAUUUUUACAUACUUUUAAACAGUCCCUUUUACCACCGGAGCAUUUUAUUUUGUAGCACUUUUUCAGAUAAAAAUUUGUCGCUGACGAAUUUCAUGUGUAAAUAAAGAAUCAAUUACAACAUGUGGGAUUUUCAUUUUCUAAAGAAUAAUUUGUUUUUUAUUUUAAGAUUUGUUAGUG
Molecule: messenger RNA, 1936 nt
Organism: Cimex lectularius (bed bug)
Lineage: Eukaryota; Metazoa; Arthropoda; Insecta; Hemiptera; Cimicidae
Gene: p47
Product: NSFL1 cofactor p47
Exons: 3
Coding region: 533-1714 (393 amino acids)
Biological process (GO): nuclear membrane reassembly; Golgi organization; proteasome-mediated ubiquitin-dependent protein catabolic process
Cellular component (GO): nucleus; cytosol
Molecular function (GO): ubiquitin binding
Source: RefSeq, a predicted model, not a curated record